CCACCCUUAUUCAUCGGGACCCGUUGUCGUUCUUGGACUAGUUGUCGUUGUGUGAGUAUCGGAGAGUGUGGAAAUGGGGAAACCUGAGAAUCGGAGUAAGGGCGACGAGCUUCACUUCGCGGCCAGGUCCGGCGACCUGGGCGCCGUUGAGUCGAUCCUCAGCGCCGAUCCUUUGGCCGUCAAUUCCAGAGAUAAGCACUCCAGAACUCCACUUCAUUUAGCGGCAUGGUCCGGGCAGGUAGGAGUUGUAAGUUACCUCUGCAAACAUAAGGCCGAUGUUGGUGCUGCUGCCAUGGAUGACAUGGGUGCAAUACACUUUGCUGCUCAGAAGGGACAUCUUGAAGUUGUUCGGACUCUUCUCUCAUCUGGGGCAUCCAUCAAAGCUUCCACUCGCAAAGGCCUGUCUCCAUUACACUACGCUGUGCAAGGCUUGCACCUAGAACUUGUCAAGUACUUGGUAAAGAAAGGUGCGAGUCUAAGUUCAAAGACCAAAGCAGGAAAGACCCCUCUUGAUUGUGCAGACAAUGAAGAAAUCCGCUCCUAUUUGGAAGAAUAUGAAAUUUUGUCUAAGAAUGGAGGUCUGAAUGCCAAACAGAAAGCCGAAGAAUCUAAUCAAAAGUCUUCUCAGAAGGAAGAAGAGAAUUCAGGCAGUGAAGCUGCUGAAACUGCACAUGAUAAAUCAGAAGAUAAAAAAUUGAAGAGAAAGGGUGAUGAGGACGAGUCUAAGGAAGCCUCGGCAGAACCGAAAAACAAAAGAGUUAUGCUCAGUCAUCUGGUAAGUGAAGAUGACACGCAAGAUGGCGAAGAAGCUGAGUAGGUACGAGUCUGGUGAAGUAACUUUCUUUUUCUAGCAUCUAACAGGUACAUCUAUUAUAGCAUCUUGUUACUCUUUGGUGCUUUGGUGAGAUAAUAUCACUUGAUGUAUGACUUGAUAGAUCCAUACCUUUUGUAAUUGUUUAUCAAAUAUUUUUCCUAGCAAA
This is a messenger RNA of Morus notabilis, 980 nucleotides long. Its product is annotated as ankyrin repeat domain-containing protein 27. Gene Ontology annotation, molecular function: protein binding. The record is from RefSeq and is a predicted model, not a curated record. The transcript has 2 exons. The coding region runs from base 74 to 817 and encodes 247 amino acids. Lineage: Eukaryota; Viridiplantae; Streptophyta; Magnoliopsida; Rosales; Moraceae.